AUGCUAGGACUCACUGCCCCAAUACUGACAAAAACCGAAUUGACCAGAGCCAAAAGUGAGCUGAAGCUCGAGUUUGCGGAUAUCCCUGGUGCCACCGGAUACACAGUGAUUUUUCUCAUCGACACGCAAGUUUAUCAGCUGGUUGAAUUGGCACCGGGCGAACGAGUAACGCGAAAUGUUCGAUGUGACGAUUGUUACAUUGCUAUCCGUACGGUUAAAGACGAACAGAAAGGUGCCUUUACCGAACCCAUCAGACCAUACGGCAUUGUAUUCUGUGGGAUCUCAUCGCAAUCAAACGAGAUAGUCGCUCAAUAUCAUCAACCAAAGCCGGACCAUCAAGCUUCUGUCAAAUCAGCCAAAUCGAAUUUCGCAAUCAAUGAGUUACGGUAUUUCGAUUUCGGUGGAACACUAGUGAAACCAUUUGCACCCUACGCUGACUGCCGUGUGAAACAAAAAUCAAUGUUACCACGCCAGUAUUUUAACUGUGCAUUAUCCAUUUCAGUGAGUGACAACCAAUGGGUGCAGAUUCAAGAAGCCACCUACAAUCGCGGUGUCCUGAGUGUGAUAUCCAAAUCCAGCAUGGACAUUCUGAAGAUCAACACAACAAGUGGAAUCCGGGAAUUUGAAGCCAUCUACCAUAUGGCCGUAGUGUCGGUCAAUGAGGAGCCCAUUCAAGUGCAAGGGGACAAUGGACCGUGGUUUGAUGUCAGAAUUAUUGAUGAAAAGCAACCGGUAAUUGUAACUGCAAAACGGUACGGAGACACGGUCUUUAUUGAGAUGGAGAAGAAUGCAGCAGAGCUCACACCGCUCUAUGAAGGACACGGAUUUUGUGCCGAAGGUGUUAACAUGCAGACCCGUUGGUAUGGGUACUACGGACGGUUUCUUAUUGAACCAGCUCCUGAUUGUAACCUAUUCAUACGUAAAAUAUUCCCAAAUGGAAUGUUGUCCGUGUUCAGCAAACCUUGGAUUAUCCCUGAGAGUUCCGAAACCAUGUAUUUCGAUGUUGUACCUACGCAUACCGGAUACAGUUUACAGUUACUUACCGAAAAACCAGUCAUAAUUACCUACACGAAUACUUUGAACAGUAAGAGUACACAGAUUUCGUCGGACGAAUUGGAUCCUAGAAAACGUGACCUGAGUAAUUUGGAUCAAUGCACACCUUACCGGUUUGAAGGUCAUUUGGUUGAUUCAUCCGAUGGUGAACUACGCCAGACUUUGACCAUGGUGACACAGCCCGAGAUACCAGAAGUAACGGAAUUCAAAGCCAUCUCACCAACGGAAACCUUCAUCUCUGCCCAAUUCCUUACAAGAGGACACUGUGCACUGAUUUUCUGGAUGAAUGGCGGUCGUGGUACUGACCAGAAAAAGCAGCAGGUGUACGGAUCCCCUUUCACAAUAAGGCUUCGCCCUGAAACUGGUACCAUCGUUGACAAACGUGAAAAAUUCUACGAUGUCAGAAUGAAUUAUACAAUCUACGAAACUCCACCAUGCGGGAAACGGUUUCUAAGCAUUUUACCCUUUCUCUCAGAUCAAAUGAUAACAACUAACGUCCCCAAAAAGCGCCUGGAAGUCGAACCCUACGAUCUUCAAAUUUCGGUGAACAAAGAGGAUCCUACAACCUACGAAAUUCGUGUUCUCAACCCAAAUCCAUGUGUAAAGCCUCAUUAUCGUUAUUCAUUCGGUCCGAAGGAAGAUGAGAAGACUAUCAAAUAUGUAAAAACCAAUCAAUGGAGGGUUUCAACCACGACAUCGUGCUCACCGUGUGAGCUUACAGUAGAACCGGUCGAAACGGAGUCGGCAAUGAAAAAGUACACUGGCUCAUUCACUGACAAAAUAAGUUAG
This is a messenger RNA of Echinostoma caproni, 1842 nucleotides long. NCBI's taxonomy places the organism in Eukaryota, Metazoa, Platyhelminthes, Trematoda, Plagiorchiida, Echinostomatidae. The record is from the annotation of a GenBank genome assembly.